AUGUCGUCCUUGGUCUACGCUCUGGUGGGCAAAGCAGGGCACGGUAAGAGCUCAACAGCCAACUCGCUGUCAGUGUCAGAGCAUUUUCUGGCCGAUGACAGUCUUGAGUCGGUCACAAGCAGUGUCAGCUCUCUGGAGUACGCUGCCGUGACUGGACAGACGUUUCUAUGUUUCGACCUGCCUGGAGCUGUUGACCCGAAGCUCACCUUGCCUGAGCUAGCAGCUUUAUCACGGAAGGGCCUGGAUUCGCUGGCCUUCGUCAUCCGCUGCAUGACCGAUGAGGCGUUGGCUGCGAUAUCGCAGAUAGAAGUGCUGUUUGGCCAGGACGUCUGGGCCCAUGCUGUAAUUGUCUUUACGCACUGCACCUGCGACUUGGACAAGCUGAAGUCGGACCUGACGAGGCUUGGGGACGACCAUGUCCUGAACAAGGUGAUCCAGAAGUCAAACAACCGAGUCGCCAAGAUUGACAACAUGCCUCGGAACCAUGAGAAGUUGAAGGCAGAUGUUGACUUCAUCCAUCAGCUGCUCGGACAAGUUUCUACGGACACCGGGAAGAAGUAUGAACUUGUGGCGUUCGCACGAGCGCGCGCGGCCGUGCUAGAUGCUCAGAUCGAAGCUGAAUGGCGACAGACCGACGCGGAUCUCGAAGCGUGGAAGAGCCGUUGCCUGCAAGGGCUUGUAUCUCCGGGGGAUUUCGAGAAAAAAGUCCAUGAGCUCAAGGAAUAUCAUAAGCUGUUGGAGCAGCUGCGUCGCGACAGGGAGUUGGAACAGGCGCAGAGGUCUGGCGAAGGAUGGGAGCGUGUAAAGCAGUUUGCCUGCUAUACUGGCAUAGCUGCGGCUGGCCUUGGUGUUGCAGCGGCAGCAGCGCCACAUGUUGCACGCACUGCCGUGUUCUGUGUUGCGGGCUACGCUUAUUCAAAACACGCAGAGUACUCCACUGCGCAAGCGCGGGCAGAUCAUUCUCGGCAUGAAGCAGAGCGACUUCGCGAAGAGCGCUUAAGAGACGAGCGACAGCGUAAGGAGAGUGGAUGCCACAGUAGUUGGACCGUGUUGGAUGCUACAGGAUGA
Messenger RNA from Symbiodinium sp. CCMP2592, 1068 nucleotides. NCBI's taxonomy places the organism in Eukaryota, Dinophyceae, Suessiales, Symbiodiniaceae. The record is from the annotation of a GenBank genome assembly.